This is a messenger RNA of Acanthochromis polyacanthus (spiny chromis), 2448 nucleotides long. It is a transcript of the gene gpr25, whose product is annotated as G protein-coupled receptor 25. Gene Ontology annotation, biological process: immune response; G protein-coupled receptor signaling pathway. Gene Ontology annotation, molecular function: G protein-coupled receptor activity. The transcript has a single exon. Lineage: Eukaryota; Metazoa; Chordata; Actinopteri; Pomacentridae. The coding region runs from base 834 to 1958 and encodes 374 amino acids. Gene Ontology annotation, cellular component: membrane. The record is from RefSeq and is a predicted model, not a curated record.
CUAUAUGCACCCUAACAUGUGGGUUCAACAAAGACAAAUCAAAGCAAUUAAAAUCCAGAAAAUAUCAGACUGUAAACUGACUUUACAACACUAAAUCAAAUUUAAUAUGUCAGAAUGCUGCCGGGCUUGGACUAGAAACAUGUUUUCACAUAUGCAAAGGAGACUCUUUCUUUUGAGGAAGAUCAGUGACAUUUGCUCAGGAACCACAGUCGGUCUGACUUUAGGUAGAAGGUCAUCACACUGAAAACACAAGUAAAUCUCACCUGCCCCCUACUGGUCACACACGUAAUACAGUGUGAAGCUACAACAACAAAAACAGACUUUCUGCAGCAUCUGUUUGUCCUGGAAAGCAAGUUAAAGAGGAAGUCUUAGUCUCUGCUUAUAAUGAAUAUUAUAUAUGGAGAGCAGCCAUGUGGACAAACAUAAUGUACCUGUGGUGAGAUAUUUCAGUCUUUUCAGCAGAGAAUUUAUGACAGGAUCAAGAGCUGUGUACUUCAAAUGCAGAAGUUGCUCCCUGUUAGCCAUUACAUAGUCUACUGUUCCCAUAAUGAUGUGUUGUUAAAAAAAAAAAAAAACUGAAAUAUUUUUUGCCAAAUGAAUGAAUGAAAAUAUCUUUUUUGGGAUUAUUUCAGCCACAUGAGAAAAGUUUGCAAUGUGGAAGUUUCACAGACAGCAGAGCUGAGCGCUGAGUGGAGGAGAGGUGAAGUAGGAUCUCUAUUUUUUUCUGUGGUUUUCUCUUGUAACCUCGAGUUGCAGCCUGAUGACAUGGUUAGAUGAACCAACCUGCCACGAUACAACAGCUGCACUGCAGAGCCUCUGUGUGAUCUCUCAGAAUGGACGACAACACUGGCUACACUGAAUAUACUUACUACUACGACCAAGAUAACACCACUGAAAAUGGAUCCCUCCAGUAUGAUUUCGGUUCCACCCUGGACUGUCCAGACUCAUGCCUCCGUGGCUCCAACAUCUUCCUGCCUGUUGUGUAUUGCCUCAUAUUCCUGUCUGGCUUUUUGGGCAACCUCUUUGUAAUCUUGGUCGUGGGCAGCAAGGGCAGAAAAAGUGGUCGCCUGGUGGACACCUUUGUUGUCAAUCUGGCCUUGGCUGACCUCAUCUUUGUCCUCACGCUGCCUCUGUGGGCCGUCUCCGCUAGCCAGCACAGCUACUGGAACUUUGGGCUGGCUGGGGACUCGCUGUGCAAGCUAAGCAGCUACAUUAUCAGCGUGAACCGCUUCUCCAACAUCUUCUUUCUCACCUGCAUGAGCGUCGAUCGCUACCUGGCCAUCGUGAAGCUGAUGGAUUCGAAGUACCUCAGGAGCAGUGGGUGCAUUCAUGCCACCUGUGCUGCUGUCUGGUUGACUUCCCUGCUUCUCGGCAUCCCAUCUCUGGUGUACAGAAAAGUGGAGCCUAUAGGUGAAGGGCAGGCCUGCGUAGAAGACAACAGUACGCCUUUUUUCAUCGGCAUGAGCUUGACCAUGACCUUCCUCACCUUUGUCUUCCCGGUGGUGAUCAUCGUGCUCUGCUAUGGCACCAUCAUCAAGCACCUCAACAAGCACUGUGUCGCCGCUGGAAACCCUCGAGCUGAAGCCCGCCGCAGGCACUCCCUCAAGAUGGUCCUCUGCAUCAUAGUGGCCUUUGUGGUGUCCUGGCUGCCCUUCAACGUCUUUAAAGUCAUCAUCAUCAUCUCGCAGAGCUCAGAACAAAAUUGUGAUAUGUUGAUGUGGCAAAGAAACGGGCUCCUCAUCUCCUGCUGCCUGGCCUUCUUCAACAGCUGCGUGAAUCCGGCCAUUUACUUCUUCCUGGACCAUCACUUCAGACGACGGGCUGAGAUCAUGGUCAAGACCUGCCUGGGAAAACCAAAGUUGCUGCAGAGCCACAACUCCUCGGCUUCUUUCACCCACGGGGGCACUUCAGAGAGCUUUGCAACGAGUGGGAGAACUCAGCUUCAGAUUUUUAAGUAAGAGGAGAAGGCAGGUUAUUCUGUAAAUAUGUAGGCGGUAAAGUCAUAAUUUUACUGUCUCCUUGAGACCUAUGUGAGAAGUUUUCAUGUCAUUUUGUGCCGAUAGUUUAGCAAGGAAAGCUUUGUUUUUUUUGUCUAGUUAAUACAACAUUGUCUAUAAUUUCUUUUGUCAUACAUUUCCUUUAUUCUAAUCUUGUACAAAUAUCAAACGUGUGGUUUAAGCUGCUUCUACUGAACUAUGUGAACUAGCACAAGCUACAAGUGACUGUCUACUGAUAAUUAGUUUGUAUAAGAACCUUUUUUAAACAUUUUUGCAUGUAGCAUUAAUAGAUGACAGUUUUGUCAUAUUUUACAGGAAUAAUAGAACAUUUGUAACAAAACUGACAGCUUGCAUUAUACUGAAGCCAGGAUACUGAUGAUGUUGUAAUUAUGAACGCACAUUUUUAAAAAAUGUUUUAUAUAUUGUUAAAAUGAAAUUGCAUUUAAAAAUA